Messenger RNA from Thermothelomyces thermophilus ATCC 42464, 2043 nucleotides. RefSeq names its product protease. Gene Ontology annotation, molecular function: cysteine-type endopeptidase activity. The record is from RefSeq and is a predicted model, not a curated record. Bases 1 to 2043 code for a protein of 680 amino acids. NCBI's taxonomy places the organism in Eukaryota, Fungi, Ascomycota, Sordariomycetes, Sordariales, Chaetomiaceae. Gene Ontology annotation, cellular component: lysosome. The transcript is spliced from 3 exons.
AUGUGUUGGCUGUGGGAGCGAUCAGUGGCAAUAUUACUGGCGGCCGGCGUGAUCGCCAACCCGCUCCGCCCGCGCCGGAUCCCCUGGCCGGAGCCGGUUCCGGCAUCUUCCAUCGGGCCCAUUGACUGGUCUUCAAUACCGCCUUCUCCCUACAAACACGCCUUGCGGCAGACCAACACCACCACGACCAGCAGCAGUAGCAGCAGCAGCAGCAGCAAAUAUGACAAUCAAGUCUACUCGGUACAGGUCUCGGGAUCUUCCUCCUCCCCGCCAGCAUCCGUCGACUGGCGCAACCGCGACGGCCAGAACUACAUCACGACACCGCAGGACCAGGGCGCCUGUAACAGCUGCUGGGCGUUCGCCGUGGCGGCGCUGAUCGAGUCCAUGAUGCGCAUCGAGCACGGGGUCUGGGGCAAGCGCAGCGAGGCCGACGUGCACGACGGGGUGGGCGCGGCGUGCGAGAGCGUGGGCAACGCCGAGGACACGCUGGCCUGGGUGGCCGGGCAGGGGCCCGAAUUCGUCGCCGACCCGACCCGGCCCGCCCCGGGCAUCGCCGACUGGGCCUGCGACCCCUACGAGGCGACGGCGCACGCCUACGAGCACUGCGACGACCGCUCCGGGCGCACGACGCACAUUCCCUACUACCAGGCCCUCGGCCUGGUCGAGGACCAGAAGCGGUGGCUGGACGAGUACGGGCCCAUCAUCGCCACCUUUGUCCUCUACGACGACUUUGGCUCGUGGAAGCCGACCGCGGCCGGCGGAAGCGGCGGUGACGUGUACCGGUGGGACGGCGUUUCCGGCUCGGACGGCAACCACCUCGCCAUCGUGAUCGGCUACGACGACGAGAAGCAGGCCUGGCUUAUGAAGAACUCAUGGGGAUCCGGAUGGGGGGACGAGGGAUUUGUCUACUUUGCGUACGGCGAGGCCAACAUCGACAACUGGACCAAGUAUGGGCUCGUCAAUGUCAACCCGGACCCGUGGACACGCAGGAAGCACCAGAGCGGAAGCAUGAUGCAAUCCGGCAACGGCGAGACGCACCGAAACUUUGAGCUGCUCGUCAGCGAGGCCGGGGGUUCCGGCUUCACGCACGUCUCCCGCGAUGGGAACAGUACCCAAUGGAGCAAGGUGCUGGAGGUCUCGGGCAGCGGCAGCGGCAGCGGCCUCGUGGGCCAGCCUGCCAUUCUCGGCACCUCCUUCAACCGGGACUUCCACGCGGUGAGCCUGGAUGAGAACCAGGUGGUCCAACAGUGGGCAUACAGACAGUCGGAGAUGCGCUGGUCCCGGGUCUCGGCCAUCGAGGGCACUAAGAUCGACGGCUUUCCCGGUCUCGCCCAGAGCGACGGCUCAACUCUGGUCAUGGUGGUCAAGCACGCCGACGGCACCCUGAACGAGUGGCAACAAGCACCCAACAGCACAACCUGGACCCUGGCCAACUCACCCAUCGCAAGCGGCAUCGCCCAGAGCGGGCCGGCGCUCGUGCAGUCCAACGCCGGACUCAACCUCUACGACCGGCAGCAGGGCGCCUCGCGGGGCAACAUCUACACCGUCGCGGUCCGCGAGGACGGCAAGCUGCAGCUCUUCUGGCGCCCCGGCGCGGACGCGGCCGGGUGGUCGGCCGGGGAGGUGUUCGGCGGCUCCGGCGUCGUGGACCCCGGCUCGCCGCCCGUCAUGAUUCAGGACUACUCGGGGACGGCCAACGAGACGAGCGUCGGCCGGUUCCAGCUGGCCGUCGCCGUCGGGGGGAGCGUCCAACACUGGGAGCGGGCCAACGACGACCUCGAGGCCGGGCAGGCCCCGCCCGCGGGGGCAGAAGGGGGGUCCCCGGCGGGCAGGUGGGAACUGGUCGAGACGGCGGGCACCGGGGUGAAGCGCGUCUGGGCGCUGCUCCAGGGGAGCUUUGGUGGGAGGCUGCACAUGAUCACGGAGGGCACGGACGGCCGGCUGUCGUACUGGGAGCGCGAUGAGAAGUGGGUUGAGGUCGAGAAGCUGCCGGCGUUGAGCGACGCCGCUUGGACGAGAUCGGGCCCGGUGAGUGGUGGUUGA